Molecule: messenger RNA, 1104 nt
Organism: Papilio polytes (common Mormon)
Lineage: Eukaryota; Metazoa; Arthropoda; Insecta; Lepidoptera; Papilionidae
Product: lachesin-like
Exons: 9
Coding region: 1-1104 (367 amino acids)
Cellular component (GO): neuron projection
Source: RefSeq, a predicted model, not a curated record
AUGACGCGUGGAUUUAGCGAUUCAGGAAAUCCCGCUCCACUGAGAUUCUUGAAUCACACCGUCCUAAUGUUAGCAUUCUUUUUAUUAGUCGAGGUUCCACGCUUCGAAAACAAUAUGCCCAACUUGACUGUAUCACUGGGAAGAGAGGCAGUAUUUACAUGCGUCGUAAAUGACCUGGGCUUAUACAGGGUGGCGUGGUUACGAGUGGAUACACAGACUAUAUUGUCAAUCGCAGGCCACGUUAUAACGAAGAACCAUCGAAUCGCAGUAACUCAUAGUGACAGGCGCGUAUGGUUCCUGCAUAUUCUGGAAGUGCGACAAGCUGAUCGCGGCUGGUACAUGUGCCAGCUUAACACUGACCCUAUGAAGAGUCAAGUUGCUCAUCUAGAUGUCGUAGUGCCUCCGGAUAUUUUGGACUACGCAACGAGUGGGGACCAGGUUGUGUUAGAAGGUUCUAAUAUAACUUUACGUUGUGCUGCCCACGGCGUGCCCACGCCCACGGUUAUUUGGAGAAAGGAAACCGGAGAUCUACUUGAUACGAAGAACUUCAGUGAUGUACAAAAUCAAUCAAUAAGCGGAUCAAAGUUAGAAAUAGUGAAGAUAUCACGUAUGCACAUGGGUGCUUACCUUUGUAUAGCCAGUAAUGGAGUGCCGCCUUCAGUUAGCAAGAGAAUCACGUUAAUUGUACAUUUUCCACCAAUAAUGACUAUACAGAAUCAACUAGUAGGAAGUUUGGAUGGAGAAUCAAUUGUAUUAGAAUGUCAUUCAGAAGCAUUCCCUAACUCUAUCAAUUAUUGGACGUUUAACGGUCGUAUUAUAUCACAAAAUGACAAGAAAUACGAAAUAAAAGCUAUCGAUCGAAGCUAUGAAGUGGAUAUGAAAUUAAAAAUUAAAAAAGUAAACAGAGAUUCCUAUGGUACAUAUACAUGCGUAUCGAAAAACUCUCUCGGAGACACCGACGGCAGUAUAAAGUUAUAUCCAAUAUCCAGUAAAUACGAAGACCUGCAGUACAAUGAUGUGAAUAUAUUCGAUAAAAGCCUAGACGUGAGUGAACUUGAGGCGCAGAAGCGAAGGAAGCCGCUUGCUAUUGAUUUGGUAUACUAA